Messenger RNA from Xyrauchen texanus (razorback sucker), 5667 nucleotides. RefSeq names its product DENN domain-containing protein 1B-like. Gene Ontology annotation, cellular component: intracellular membrane-bounded organelle; cytosol. Bases 119 to 2692 code for a protein of 857 amino acids. The record is from RefSeq and is a predicted model, not a curated record. Gene Ontology annotation, molecular function: phosphatidylinositol phosphate binding; guanyl-nucleotide exchange factor activity. Gene Ontology annotation, biological process: endocytic recycling; endocytosis. The transcript is spliced from 23 exons. Lineage: Eukaryota; Metazoa; Chordata; Actinopteri; Cypriniformes; Catostomidae.
CCGGAACUGACUGUUUGAUGUGAGGAUGUGUGUGUGUUGAUGUGUGUUAUUAAGGGAUGUAUUGACUCUGACUAGCUGAGGCCCUGAACACGAAUGGACCCCAGUAUACAAGUGCAACAUGGGCUCCAGGAUCAAAGAAAACCCUGACAAAACCUUCUACUGGUUCUUUCAAGCUUCAUGUCCAAUUGCCAGAGAUAAAGAUCCUGGAGUGCUGUUUCAGUUCCCUGAAGACUUCAGUGAUCAGGAGUCCCAGCAGUCCCUGCCUCACUUCUGUUUUCCUUACGACAUAGAGAGGGCAAAGGACACAUCGGCUGUGCAGCACUUCACAUUCGUGUUGACGGAUCUGGAGGGAUGUCAGCGCUUUGGUUUCUGCAGACUCACGUCCAGCUCUCAGACAUGCAUGUGUAUACUCAGUUAUUUGCCAUGGUUUGAGGUCUUUUACAAGCUUCUGAAUAAUUUAGCGGACUACUUGACUAAAGGGCAGACCAAUGAGAUGAAAGAACUGCUUACAGUACUCUACAAGCACCCUGUAACACCUGCUAAUGGCUCGAUUACUCUGCAGAUGAUCCCAUACUUUAUUGCUCCAGAUCCCAAAAUCUUGCCUUCCAUUCCAGAGAGUAGGAACCUGACAGAGCUGGUGGUGGCUGUGGAUGUGGGUAACCUACUGCAGCUGUAUGCCAGCAUGCUGUUUGAAAGACGCAUCCUCAUCUACUGCAGCAAACUAAGCACACUCACGGCCUGCAUACACGCAUGUAGCGGAAUGCUCUUCCCCAUGUAUUGGCAACAUAUCUUCAUUCCUGUGCUGCCACCACACCUGCUCGACUACUGCUGUGCACCGAUGCCAUACCUCAUUGGAGUUCACUCAAGCCUAGCAGAGAGAGUGAGAAGUCGAGCUCUAGAGGAUGUGGUCAUUCUAAACGUGGACACGAACACCUUAGAGUCACCACACGACGACCUGAAAAAGAUCCCUACUGACGUGGUGGCGGGUCUUAAGGUCAGGUUGAAGAGACAGGCCGCUUUGGCUGGGUCAGGGGUCACUCAUGCUUUCCUAAGAGCUCAGGCUCUCCUGUUUGGAGGCUACAGAGAUGCCUUACAGUCUCCUGCUGAGGGGCCGGUUGUGUUCUGUAAGGAGUUAUUUCUCAGUCACAAGUCUCAAAGUAUGAAGACAUUUUUGGAGAGUGCGGUUCACUUGCAGUGUUUCAAAGAGUUUAUUGACGGGCGUCUGGAAAUGCUGAACCAGGGCAAAGAGCCCGAUGAUGUGUUUGAGGAAGAGCUGCUAAAGUGUGGAGCUUCAGCAGGUGGUUCUAAAAUGUGUCGGCAGUGGGUGGGGAAUUUGAAGAAAGGGGGUGGGGCUCUGACUGUGACAUGGAAGUCUACAGCCAAUAAAGCUACCAAAUAUCACAGAUUGAAAAACCUCCUGUCAUCAAAGGAUCAAUCUGACUCUCACAUGCUGCAGAGGGGCGGGUCUGUCUGUGAUACAAACACGUAUCGACUCAUCCAAUCAGAUUGCCUUCAGAACCGUAUACCAAUCACACAGCACUUUGGGAGGUCUCGACCACGUCGGCCAACACACAAGCAUCCUAUUAACCAGGGGUAUGAACGACAGAAUGAGACACAGGACGACAACAACACCUGCGAGGACAGUGAGUUAACGGAGGGUCUUGAGCAGUUUUCUGGCUCCAGUGAGCUGCAGGAUGAUGAUGAGCUUUCUCUCUUGGCUGACCCAGAGGAGAUGGACCUUCUGGGGGAGAUCUUUGACACGUUGAGUGCUCAGAGCUCCAGAGAGCCGGGCUUACUGUACGGCACACGAAGUCUCGACCUCUUCAGCUCCGACAGCAGUGAAUUCAUCUCGCAUAGGAGUUUAACCACACCCAGUCAGGAGAGUCUAAGUCCCUCUGUUGGAAACAGCGGAAGUCUCAUGAGCUGGGAGGAGGGGCUAGAGGCGGGACCAUCUGGAGAGAAGGAGGAGUCUGUUUUCCUGAUUGACAGACCUGAAAAGGAGCUUAAUGAAUUAGAGAAAGGCUUUGAGAAGUUAGGGGAAAGUCUGUGUUUAGAAGUACACAGUUUAGGAGACACUUCUCUGGACUUGGAAGUGGGUUCUAAAGAGGAAAAAGAGGAUCACUGGUUGACUCAAGAUGGACAAGUCAACGGAACAAUGGAUGAGCUAGAGGAACAUUUGGAUCUUGAGACAGUGGUUGAAAAGACAGAACAUGGCAGUGAAGAACAACCAAUAAUUGAGGCUGUAGAACAAAAUCAGACAGAAGAUAAGAUGUCAAGUGACUUGGGAUCUCCAGAUCAGAGGGAGAGACCCUUGUUCAGAUCUGGACCUACAUAUGGGGGAGUCGUCUCCCCUAUCUCUGUCAAUGUAGAAGACAAGAUGGACAAAGGAGAGGAGGCAGAAGAUGUGAAUGUGGAGUCCCCAUCACAGGCAGUAUCUCCUACCGUAGUCUCACAGACCAGGUCAUUGGUGGACUCUGCUGUGUCCAAUACUAGUCCAAGAGGGCAGGAUACCUUUCUGAGAACUCCCCUCAGGACCUACAAUAUCUACACAGCUUCCAGCAGGCCAGUCAUUGGGACACAGACAGAUGAACAGAGUACAACAUCACCCAUUACAUCAACUCCAAAAGAGUCUGAAGAGCAAGAACAGGUUCCCAUUAAGGUCUCUGAGCUGAAGAAGAGAUUUGAACAUUAACUGGUCAUGAAUAGUGUACUGGAAUCUACCUAUUUCAAAUUAUCUGUUAUAAAGAACUAAUAAUUACUUUUUUUCCAGCCUGAUCUCAUUGAAAUGACAUGUCUGUGACAACAUUCUGUGGUGCGUGGCAGUUCUGAGGUGAAAUGUCCACUGUAUGGAACUAAAAGCGAGUUUAAGGUUUAUGUUUUAUUAAUCUUUAAAUCAACAAAACUGACCUCCCUAUACAAAACCUUAAACCUAACCGAUCGUGUUAUCAUAGCAAAUGUGAGAUGAAAAACACGAUUGUUGACGUAACCACGAAACUUUUGGCUCGCGUGCUCUUUAGGACUCUGGCCCUUUACAUCGCUAGUGCAAUAUUCUAGCAAUCAAGCCGUUUGAACGCACUCAAACAAACUCAUGAAUUAACUUUAUGUAUUACAAACACCUUACAUGUCAUGCAUUAAAUGUUUAGAUGUCAUAAGAUAGCAUUGAAGAUCGCAAAGAAACCAAAAGAAAUCAGACAUAUACAACUUCAAAGGAAACAAGACAAUUUUGUCUAUAAUAGCGCUGGACACUUGAGGUAAUUUUAUGCCGCCAGCUUGCGUUAGCUUUUCUUUAUCUCAUCUCAACUAAUACUGAAGAAGAAUGCAGAAACAUUGCCAGUUCUUGAGCUGGAGUUUCCAUUUUGUAGUAAAGUGGCAACCCGGUGCUGGAAUGUGUUAUUUUGAAGAGGAAUGCAUGUUAUGACUUGCGCCCUUUAAAGUUAGAUGGAUUUUGAUUGGCUGUCAAUGUUUUUAUCGUUCAUCAGUUGGGAAAAAAAUGCUCUGAAAGUGACGAUAUCAUUCCUCUGUGUUGUUAUAACUGCGGUGUCCGCUGUUUUUUUUUUUUGGUUAGAGCGAUAUUUAAAACUUUAUGGUUAUAGUUAUCAUUAGGUUUUCAUUCUUGAUGUGAACGGGCCUUAAAGUGUCAAUUCACCCAAAAAUGAAAAUUCUUUCAUGCCAUCCCAGAUGUGUGUGACUUUCUUUCACUUGCAGAACACAAAUGAAGAUUUUUAGAAGAGAAUUUCAGCUCUGUAGGUCCAUACAAUGCAAGUGAAUGGGUGCCAAAUUUUUUAAGCUCCAAAAUCCACAUAAGAAAAACUGAGAUGUAAUCCAGACGACUCUAGUGGUUAAAUCCAUGUCUUCAGAAGUGAUAUGACAGGUGUGGGAGAUUAAGGACUUAAAUCAAUAUUUAAGUCCUUAAUCCUUCACUUUCACUUUCUCCUUUUUGGUGGUUCACAUUCUUCAUGCAUAUCGCCCUCUACUGGACAGGGAGUUGAAUUUAUGAUAUAAAAUGACUUAAUUAUUGAUCUGUUUCUCUCCCAUCAAAUUGCUAAUCCAAAGUUAUGGAUUAAACGUUUUGGAUCAUAUUGUUUACGUUUAUUGUAUGGAUCUACAGAGCUGAAAUAUUCUUCUAAAAAUCUUCAUUUGUGUUCUGCUGAAGAAAUUCAUGCACAGAUGGGAUGCCAGGAAGGUGAGUAAAACAUGAGAAUUUUCAUUUGUUUUGGGUAAACUGUACCUUUAACAUUGUUGUAAUGCCUCUAGUGUUCCUUUCACCAAGAAAUUGUCAUGAUACAUACAUAACAAUCCACGAAAAAUAAUUUGGCUAAUCAUUAAGUAUAGUAACGUGAUUGCAUGAAACCAGGUUGUUUUAUUUUUCAAAUUAUUUUCUGCAUUUGAAGUCAACAUGAAACGAUAAUCGCAACAUAUUUUUACUUCCGUAAACAGGAAGUAUUGAGAGGUAAAUGUAAUUUAUCCUUCAAGAUCUGAUUGGAUUUUGAAAAAUGGGCGUAAGUUGGGAAUGACUACAAAGUAACUGAAACACUGCCACCAGCCACUGGUUGAAACUCAAGUGUUUUUUGUGAUGUCAGCAGUAAAGGAAAGUCAUUUUACAGGUAUAGCAAGUUUUUAUAUUUUGCUACACAGCAACAGGUAUGAGGAAAUUAAACUGAAUUUCAGUGUCAUAUUGACUUUACCUGCCAAGUAACAUACACAUCAUUUAAAUAAACUGAUAAAUGGACCAAUUUUGACAUAUAUAAAAUGUGUUCAACCCCAUGAGACCAAAUAUCAUUAAUCAGUUAUAGAAGGUUCAUCAUAGCGGGCAAAGCGUGGGCUGAUGAAAGUCUGAAGACAUGAAGCAAACAUUGACACUGCAUAAUCAUUCGUUAAAAGCUCCAAGUUGAGGACAAGGUCACGGACUCAACGAUGCAUUUUAAUAAUUACACAUCCAUUUCAUCACAUUGUUAUGAUCAACAUCAUGACAAUGUGAUGAAUGUCAUGAUAAAAAUAAAAAAGAGUAAACAAUAUUUGGCAAAGUGCAAUGUACAUCAUUUUCUUUGUGAACAUUUUUAUGUCUGUGAGAAACUUGAAAACCUGAAAAACAAUUCUUCAGUUUGGAUAUCUGAAGCAUUCAGUAAGAUACGGGUAAACUCUGUAGAUCAUGUGUUAUAGUGAAGUGCAGACUGCAGACUCCUUCGAAAUGCCUCUCAGCUGAGUAAACUUUUAAGUAUACGUACAGAUAAAGUCAACAGAAAAUGGUUGAACUGGUUCUUCUUUUGCAUUUCAUCGUUUGGCUUCUGUAUUUCUAUAAAUGUAUUUCCCAAUGGCUUCAGGUAUCUCCAGUGUGUAAGAAAAUCUCUUUAAAGUCACACUUGAAAUGAUCAAUUGUAACUGAAAAUAUGAAAGUAAUCUCAGUCAAAAAUGCCAAAUAAAUACCCACCACCAUUUUAAGUGUUCUCUAUAUAAGAUAUUCAGCCCUGAUCUGCGAUCGUAUCAUCGUGGGGCAUCUAGCCCAGGUAUGACCAAGACCUGCAAGAGAGAUCAUGUUUCAAAUCGAGGUGCUGAACCGGUGCACUCGUUCAAAACAUUGAGUUUAGGUACAGUUGAACAUUUCUAAACCGGUCUCAGCCCAGACUCUCGUCUUAGUGGCAUGGUUUAGCGUCAGCAUCGUUUGUCAUA